Pseudophryne corroboree (corroboree frog) is the source of this 3101-nucleotide messenger RNA. RefSeq names its product galactosylgalactosylxylosylprotein 3-beta-glucuronosyltransferase 1-like. Gene Ontology annotation, biological process: chondroitin sulfate proteoglycan biosynthetic process; carbohydrate metabolic process. Bases 126 to 956 code for a protein of 276 amino acids. The transcript has 4 exons. The record is from RefSeq and is a predicted model, not a curated record. Gene Ontology annotation, cellular component: Golgi membrane. Gene Ontology annotation, molecular function: galactosylgalactosylxylosylprotein 3-beta-glucuronosyltransferase activity. NCBI's taxonomy places the organism in Eukaryota, Metazoa, Chordata, Amphibia, Anura, Myobatrachidae.
AGUGUUUGGGGCAGCAGUUGGUGUGGCUCUCCUAUGUGAAUUUUGGACCGUGCUGCAGCCACACCUUUGUAAGUGCCACUGGAAGAAACGAAAGUCCAGGAACAGAGCAUUUUGUACCUAAUGGAAUGGAUCAUGUUGGAGAGUGUGAUGUAUGUGUGAGGGACCGACACCAAUCUGACUGCAGCUUACACCCAGCUCUCACAUUUCUGAAUUUGAAACGGAAACCGGCAACUCUUCCUACAAUAUUCGCCAUCACCCCAACCUACGCCCGUCUUGUCCAGAAAGCAGAGCUUACUCGCAUCGCCAACACCUUCCGCCAGGUGCCAGCAUUUCACUGGAUUGUGGUGGAGGACUCGAAUGAGAAGACCAAGCUGGUCACCGAUUUCCUUAGAACAUCGGGGAUUAGGUACACCCAGCUGUGUGUCAGAACACCCAAAGAGGUGACCAAGGCUCGGGGGACCCUACAGCGGAAUCUCGGCUUGAGCUGGUUGAGAGAAACCUUCUAUCCGGAGGAUGCGCCCCCUGGCGUUGUAUACUUUGCCGAUGAUGACAACACCUACAGCUUGGACAUAUUUGAAGAGAUGCGGUACACUCAGAAAGUGUCUGUGUGGCCUGUAGGCUUCGUUGGAGGACUACGCUAUGAAUCACUGAAGGUCAAUGCUGACGGGAAGGUAUUUGGAUGGCUGGUGUCUUAUGGACUGGAGCGGCCAUUUGCCAUAGAUAUGGCUGGCUUUGCCAUUCAGUUGAAGCUGAUCCUUGAGAAACCCAGGGCUGUAUUCCGGCUUGAUGUAAAGUCUGGUUACCAAGAAAGCAGCCUGCUGCAAGAUCUGGUCACUAUGGAAGAGCUGGAACCAAGAGCUGACAAUUGCACCAAGGUUAUGGUGUGGCACAUGAAGACCCAGAGUCCUAAAAUCUCACGCGACAAAAGCUUUACAAACAGAAGUAUUGAGGUUUGAUGGAAGUGAUCUGCCGGAAGUUGCUGGGGUAGAAUUAGACGUCCUGUUUAAGGCCUUUUUCCAUUCUCCAAACCAUUAGGAUAAUGAACAUGCUUAUGCAACUUACAACUUUAAGAUUCAACACAACCCAGGAAAACCCGUCCCAAACAAAGAGAUGCAAUGUGAUAAUUUAAGCGCACAGGUCAGUGUGAUGUAUGCCAUUGUGUCACAGCAGGUGCUUGGAUGCCUAACUACAGCUGGUCUGCAAUAAACAUGGGCAGGAUCAUCAUGAAAGACUAGCACAACUAGAGGAUAAAGAGAUUGAGGUCCUGAUGGACGCAGGCCACAGUCAAACUAGUCUUCAAUGAUACGCCUGUAUUAGGCUUUGCCACCAGCUUUAUAUACCAGGAAAGUCUACUAAAAUUCUAAUAUUCUGAGUCAGAUUCAGUGAUGCAUCCCUGUGCGUGGACAAUCGUAACAUGGUGUGACUCAGAUGCAUGCGUGGACUUACAGCAUUGGCCUUUUGCAUGCGCCAUUACCUCUAAAUUAGUCCCGGUGUCUUUGAGGGAAAGUAUUCCAUGAAAGAGAACAUUUCUGAUAUUUCUGCCACUUUAUGGAUGGUAAAUAGUUUGUAUAUUAUGGCAUUUUAGGGUCAACUGUUUUGCAACAGGCAGCAAUAUUGUUUCUACAAAGUAAAAAUAAAAGGUCCUGGCGAUGGAGAGUGAUUUCAGGUCGUUGUGUUUUCAGUUUGCAUCUAUAAACAUCCCUGACAUAGGGAAGUUACAAAUCCACUGCAGCACCAGAGAGGAAACGUACGUUCUCAUGUGCUGCACUUCUGUGCACCUGGCUGCACAUUUACAUAGAGAGUUCUGUCCUGCCCCUGAGAGGAAACAUACGUUCUCAUGUGCUGCACUUCUGUGCACCUGGCCGCACAUUUACACAGAGAGUUCUGUCCUGGCUCUGAGAGGAAACGUACGUUCUCAUGUGCUGCACUUCUGUGCACCUGGCCGCACAUUUACAUAGAGAGUUCUGUCCUGCUCCUGAGAGGAAACGUACGUUCUCAUGUGCUGCAUUUCAGUGCACCUGGCCGCACAUUUACAUAGAGAGUUCUGACCUGCCCCUGAGAGGAAACGUACGUUCUCAUGUGCUGCACUUCUGUGCACCUGGCCGCACAUUUACAUAGAGAGUUCUGUCCUGCCCCUGAGAGGAAACGUACGUUCUCAUGUGCCGCAUUUCUGUGCACCUAGAUGCACAUUUACACAGAGUUCUUUAGCACCUGAGAGAAAAUGUACCUUUUCAUGUGCUGCAUUUCUGUGUACAUAGCCGCACAUUUACACAGAGUUCUGUCCUGCCCCUGAGAGGAUACGUACCUUCUCAUGUCCUGCAUUUCUGUGCAUCUUGCCGCACACUUACACAGAGAGCUCUGCAGCCCCUGAGGAAUCGUACGUUCUCAUGUGCCGCAUUUCUGCACACCUGGCUGCACAUUUACACAGAGUUCUGUAGCCUUAAGAGGAAAUGUACAUUCUUAUGUGCCGCACUUCUCUGCACUCGGCUGCACAUUUACACAGAGUUCUGUCCUGCCCCUGAGAUGAAACAUAAAUUCUUAUGUGCCGCACUGCUGCGCAUAUGGCUGCACAUUUACACAGAGAGCUCUGCAGUACCUGAAAGGAAACUUAUAUUCUCAUGGGCUGUUUGUGUGUGUGUGUGUGUGUGUGUGUGUGUGUGUGUGUGUGUGUGUGUGUGUAUUUAUGCAUGCUCCACUGAUUGCCAACACACACGGGCAUGUAUCACGGUUCUGAUUGCUGACACUGACAUGCAGUACAGAUGGAGCCACGGUCAUCCUAGCUUCUCUGCUGCAUCUAGGCGCACCAUGGUUUAUUAGCAUAAACCCUUCAUCUAUUGUUCUCAGUUGCAAUACGAUACAGAGAACAAUACAGCAGGGGAUUACGUCCGACAGCCCUGGCUCAGAUAAUUUUAUUAAAGGCCAAGAUGAAGAUGGCUCCAUCUGUAUAUCACGUGUGUGUGUGUGUGUGUGUGUGUGUGUGUGUGUGUGUGUGUGUGUGUGUGUGUGUGUUCAUGCAUGCUCCACUGAUUGCCAACACACAUGGGCAUAUAUCAUGCUUCUGUGUGUGUUUAUGCAUGCUGCCCUGAUUGCUGACACACAAG